Magnolia sinica is the source of this 1151-nucleotide messenger RNA. Its product is annotated as photosystem I chlorophyll a/b-binding protein 6, chloroplastic. Gene Ontology annotation, cellular component: membrane. Gene Ontology annotation, biological process: photosynthesis, light harvesting in photosystem I; response to light stimulus. NCBI's taxonomy places the organism in Eukaryota, Viridiplantae, Streptophyta, Magnoliopsida, Magnoliales, Magnoliaceae. Bases 78 to 860 code for a protein of 260 amino acids. The transcript is spliced from 5 exons. The record is from RefSeq and is a predicted model, not a curated record.
CCCAUCCAGUGUCCUGGAUAAGAAAACCUCCAAAUACUACCGACCUCCCGCCAAGUUUAGCCGAACAUCUGCCAUCCAUGGCAUUGGCUAUUGCUUCCUCCGUUAUUUCUAUCCUUCCUCUAUCAAGGGAUAUAGCCCGAAGAUCCUCACCAUUGAUCAUCACGAGUGGGCCACGACCAAGAACACGUGUCCAAGCAACCAAAGGCGUGUCUAGUGUGUGUCAACCCCUUCCCCCUGAUAGACCUCUAUGGUUUCCUGGAAGUUCCCCUCCUGAGUGGCUUGAUGGCAGUCUUCCUGGAGAUUUCGGCUUCGAUCCACUUGGAUUAGGGUCCGAUCCAGAGCUCCUCCAAUGGUUCGCCCAGGCCGAGCUCAUGCACAGUAGGUGGGCCAUGCUCGCAGUAGCCGGUAUCCUCAUACCCGAAUGGCUCGAGCAACUGGGCUUCAUCGAAGACUUCUCAUGGUAUGAUGCUGGGGCCCGCCAAUACUUUGCGGACCCCACCACUCUUUUCAUAGUUCAAAUGGGCCUAAUGGGCUGGGCUGAGGGCAGAAGAUGGGCUGACCUUAUCCAGCCCGGGAGCGUCGAUAUCGAGCCCAAAUUCCCAAACAGGAAGAACCCGAAACCAGAUGUGGGCUACCCGGGUGGGUUGUGGUUCGACCCCAUGAUGUGGGGUCGAGGUUCACCCCAGCCGGUGAUGGUGUUGAGGACCAAAGAGAUAAAGAAUGGACGGCUGGCAAUGCUUGCUUUUGUGGGCUUUUGGUUCCAAGCCAUUUACACAGGUGAAGGCCCACUAGACAAUCUGACGGCCCACCUAGCAGAUCCGGGACAUUGCAACAUUUUCUCGGCAUUCUCUUCCCACUGAAUGAAUGUUAGGAAGGAGAGAAGGAUGCCAUGAAAAUAUCAAGAUCGAGGUGAAAUAUCAACAUUUUCGGCGUUAAUUACAGAUUAUUUUCAGGUUUAAUGGUUAAUUACAUUGUAAAUAUCCAAAACCCUCCAAAAAAAAAAAAGAACUUAAUUUCAUUUGCUAACUGCAUGAACAAUGAGAAUAUCUUGAUUUUGAUAAUUGGUGUGUGCACUGUGCAAGAGCAUCACAUGGUACUUCUUCUGGUAAAAUAGAAUGUAUGACCUUUCAAGGGUCAUUUGAUUUGUGUGA